This is a messenger RNA of Delphinapterus leucas (beluga whale), 1579 nucleotides long. The record is from RefSeq and is a predicted model, not a curated record. NCBI's taxonomy places the organism in Eukaryota, Metazoa, Chordata, Mammalia, Artiodactyla, Monodontidae.
ACAACAAAAAAAAGUGAACCAAUUAAACAAAAAUAACAAGUAGAUAAUUGUAAAAGUGUGUGUAAAACUUAGGCAAGAGGGCAUGGUGAAAUGAUAGGAGGAUACAGUAAAAACUUCUGAAGUUCAUACUUCAAUGAUUGGCAUUUUGGGUAAUACUUCAGAAACUGAUAGCAUGAAGGGGCUUCGUUUCUAAUUAAUCGCCUGAAGGCCUCCACCCCUAUCCCACGGCGCUAGCCUGUAAGCCUCAAGAUGGCCAGUCUCAGUGGGCUGAGCAUUAUGUCCUAGGAACUAGUAGGUGCUCAGUAGAUAUUGGCUGAGUGAAAUGAGUAGGUGAAUGGAUAAAUGUAGCUCAGUUCCCUUGUUUUACAGGUGAGAAAACAGAUUUAGAGGACAAGGUGACUUACACAGGAGGACACAGUCAUUUAGUGGCAGAAUGGAGACCGUGGCCAGACCUCAGUUUCUAGGACCCAAGCCCUCUUCAGUGACCAUGCAGCCUGUUAGGGUCCAAACAGAUCCACCGUCGGCACCCUGCUGGCAUCCCAGGUAACCUGUUCUAAUGCCUCGCAGUUGCUAGUCCCAUAAUGUUGUCUCUUUGCUUCUCUCCCUUUCCCUCCCUGCCUUUUCUUCUGGCCUGAGUGGUUUGUAAACUCACCACAGACACCUCCAUGCAGCUUGUGAAACCCACCGGAGCAAUUUUGUUUUUCUCCUUGGUGAUCAUAAAUAGUGAUGAAUGAAAAAAAGAGCUGCAGCAGCCCAGGGAGCGGGAUUCGUGACACGACAUCAGAGCCCUCCCCACUCCUGCAGCUGGGUGGGCAGGGGUGGGGGGUGGUUUCCCCGGGCUGCUGGUGGAGAAGAGGGUGGCAGGGUUGUUUCUGUACCUGCCCGUUAGUUUUAGUAACCCCACGGUGGCUGUCACGUGGGCCGCACUACCUGCCACAUACCCUCUUUCACUUUGUUCUUAAAGCUAGGAUGGAAAUUCUACGAUGCAGAUGACUAUCACCCAGAGGAAAAUCGGAUGAAGAUGGGAAAAGGGAUACCUCUGAAUGACCAGGACAGGAUUCCAUGGCUCUGCAACUUGCAUGACAUUUUACAAAGAGAUGUAGCCUCUGGACAGCAUGUAAUUCUUGCCUGUUCAGCUCUGAAGAAAGUAUACAGAGACAUCUUAAUACAAGGAAAAAAUGGUGCACCUCUGAAGUGUGAUGAGUCAGGAAAAGAAGAAAAGCUGGCUGAAGUGAAGCUCCUUGUGGUCCAUCUGACUGGGUCGUUCGAGGUCAUCUCUGGACGCUUACUCAAAAGAAAAGGGCAUUUUAUGUCCCCUGAGUUAUUGCAGUCCCAGUUUGAUACUUUGGAGCCCCCAUCAGCUCCAGAAAAUUUCAUUCAAAUCAGUGUGGACAAAAAUCUUUCAGAGAUAAUUGCUACAAUUAUAGAAACUCUAAAAUGAAGUGAGAAUCAUCUAUAUCAGUGGUCCAGAACACAACUGGGCAUAACUCUGUCUCCCAUCCCAAACCAUGUUCCAAUAUCCUUGUUGAUACUGUAUUCUAGAUUCUUCUUAAGGUGAAUAAACCAUAAUGUAUUGAGA